Molecule: messenger RNA, 8020 nt
Organism: Thermothelomyces thermophilus ATCC 42464
Lineage: Eukaryota; Fungi; Ascomycota; Sordariomycetes; Sordariales; Chaetomiaceae
Product: polyketide synthase
Exons: 12
Coding region: 161-7543 (2460 amino acids)
Biological process (GO): secondary metabolite biosynthetic process; fatty acid biosynthetic process
Molecular function (GO): 3-oxoacyl-[acyl-carrier-protein] synthase activity; fatty acid synthase activity; phosphopantetheine binding
Source: RefSeq, a predicted model, not a curated record
GUUACUGGGAUAAGUGGAGAUAAGGUAAAACCGUAUAUCUACCAUCGAGCACCCUUUCCUACGUCCGCAUCGUGGCAAUACCUCUAGUAGAUCUGAUCGGCCGUGACCUGGUUUCAACAACACUGGAACAACAGAAGCUGAAAGACACCCGCACGCAAUCAUGGCUAACAACACUCCAAUUGCCGUCAUUGGCAUGAGCUGUCGAUUCGCUGGCGACGUCGACAGCCCAGAGAAACUGUGGAAGCUCCUAGCCGAGGGGAGGAGUGCCUGGUCAGAGAUCCCAAAGGACAGGUUCAACAUUGACGGCUUUCAUCACCCGAAUUUUGAAAAGCUGAACGGGACAAACGUUGUUGGAGGCCACUUCCUCAAGGAGGAUGUUGGUUUGUUUGAUGCCCAUUUCUUCAAUCUGUCCGCAGAGACAGCAGCAGCAUUAGAUCCGCAAUUUCGCCUGCAACUGGAGUCGACCUACGAAGCCCUUGAAAGCGCCGGUCUUUCAUUACAAGAUGUGGCCGGCUCUAACACGGCAGUUUUUGCCGGUUCCUUUUUCCGUGACUACCAUGAGAGCCUCGUCCGAGAUCCCGACUCGCUGCCAAGGUUUCUGCUCAUGGGGACGGGGGCGGCAAUGGCAUCGAAUAGGCUCUCCCAUUUCUUUGAUUUGCGAGGACCGAGCAUGUCGGUUGACACCGGUUGCUCAACAACUCUCACAGCUCUACAUCAGGGAUGUCAGAGCUUGCGGACAGGAGAGUCGAACAUGGCCAUCGUCGGCGGGGCGAAUAUCAUGUUUAAUCCUGACAUGUUCCUGGCAAUGUCAUCCAUGACAUUGAUCUCCAAGGAUGGCAAGUCGUACGCCUUCGACAGUCGCGCAAACGGAUACGGCCGCGGCGAGGGUUCGGCCACCGUAAUCCUGAAGAGGCUUGACGACGCACUCCGCGAUGGCGAUCCGAUACGUGCAAUCAUUCGGGAGAGCGGGGUGAACCAGGAUGGCAAAACCGAAACCAUCACCACGCCCAGCGGCGAGGCACAGGAAGCCUUGGUCCGUGACUGCUACCGGCGAGCCGGUCUCGACCCGGCGCACACGGCCUACUUCGAGGCGCACGGCACAGGAACGCCGACCGGAGACCCUAUCGAGGUGGCCGCCAUCGCCUCGGUGUUCAAGGACUCGAGGCCAGACGGCCAGCCUCUGAGAAUCGGGUCGGUCAAGACCAACAUUGGCCACACCGAGGCGGCGAGUGGCGUUGCAGCCGUCAUCAAGGUUGCGCUGGCGCUCGAAAAGGGUCAGAUUCCGCCGAGCAUCAACUUCAAGACGCCAAACCCAAAGCUCCACUUGGACGAGUGGAAACUCAAGGUGCCCACCUCCCUGGAAUCCUGGCCAGAACGGGAAGGCAUCAGGCGUGCCUCGAUCAACAAUUUUGGCUAUGGCGGAUCCAACGCCCACGUCAUCAUGGAAUCUCUCGAUUCUUAUCUCGCCUCCACCUCGAACCUGCCUCGGAUCGCUGCAUCAACAAAUAUUAGGAACGGAAAUGGCGUCAGCAACGGACUUGCGAAUGGGCAUGCAAACGGCCCAAACGGGAAUCCUAAUGGCCACCGCAAGGACAGCGCUGUCGGUCUUGAUGACGAUGUGGAUUUGACACGCUCCCGCAUUUUUAUCCUGAGCGGAAAGGACGAAAGGGCAACUCAAGCGAUGGCAAACAACUUAAAGGGCCACCUGCUCGCGACCAAGGUAGCCGAUGAGCAUGCCUUCCUCGAUAAUCUUGCUUACACGCUCGGCCACCGUCGGACCCAGUUCCCUUGGGUGUCGAUCUUUACGGGUAGCAGCAUUGCUGGCCUCGUAAGUACUCUCGAGUCCGGCAACGUCAAGCCUGUCAGGAGAGCAACGUCCGAAACUCUACGGCUGGGCUUUGUGUACACCGGCCAAGGUGCUCAAUGGUGGGCCAUGGGGAGGGAGCUCAUCGAUGCCUACCCGGUUUUCAAGGCGGCCCUACUUGACUGUGAUGCUCAGCUCAAGAAGCUAGGGGCUGAUUGGAAUGUAAUAGAGGAACUCAGCCGGGACCAGGAAACGUCGAGAGUCAACGAACUAGACUACAGCACACCUCUCUGCGUUGCUGUGCAGAUAGCUCUGACCGAGCUACUGCGCGCUUGGGGGAUACAUCCUACCGCAGUUACGAGCCACUCCAGCGGAGAGAUUGCUGCCGCUUACGCUGCAGGCGCCCUCGACCUCGCCUCUGCCAUGACGAUUGCAUUCGCGCGCGGAGGGUUGGCGUCAGAAGGAAACCGCCAGUUUGCUAGGAAAGGUGGUAUGAUGGCUGUCGGCCUGGGAGCAAAGGAUAGCGACAAGUACCUUUCGCUCGUGUCCAACGGCAAAGUCGUCCUGGCUUGUGAGAACAGUCCGAGCAGCAUCACCGUUUCUGGUGAUGUCUGCGGAAUUGAGGAACUCGAGGCUGUUCUGAAGAAGGACAACAUCUUCGCUCGAAGGCUCAAAGUCGACGCUGCCUGGCAUUCCCAUCACAUGGAGUCCGUUGCAGACGCCUACUAUGCAUCAAUGAACAACAAGAUCCGUCCCGCACAGGAUCAUCUCAACGUGGUCUUUUCGUCCCCCGCCACCGGUACUCGGCUGGAGGAUGUGGGAGAGAUCGCGAGCCCGGGUCACUGGGUCAGGAGCUUGACCGGUCCAGUGCGAUUUGUCGAGGCUUUCCGCAGCAUGUGUUUCGAAGCUCCCGGAAGCGAGCCGGCUGUUGACAUGGUUGUUGAAGUCGGGCCGCAUGCCGCGCUCUCUGGGCCCAUUCAAGACAUCAUGAGGAUGCCCGAGUUUGGGGAUAUCGAUAUCCCCUAUGCGAGCUGCUUGGUCCGGAAACAUAACGCCGUGGAUACGAUGCUCACCCUGGUUGGGAACCUAAUUCAGAGGUCCUAUCCGCUGAAUCUUGCCGCUGUCAACUUUCCGUAUGGGACGCACGGCUUGAAGGUCCUGCACGACCUUCCUCACUACCCUUGGAAUCACCAAGCCCGCCAUUGGAUUGAACCACGGGCUAACAAGGCGCUUCGCGCCAGAGCCGAGCGCCCUCACGAUCUGUUAGGCUCCCUAGUUCUUGGUACCAACUUGAGCGCUCCCUCGUGGAGGCAUUUCAUCCGCAUCAACGACGUGCCCUGGGUCAGGGACCACGUUGUGCAGGGCAACAUCAUCUACCCAGCUGCCGGAUACUUGUCGAUGGCCAUUGAAGGAGCGUCCUACCUUGCUUCUAGGAACGCUCCUGAUAGGAAGAUACAGGGCUACCAGCUUCGUGACGUCGACAUCCUCAACGCACUGGUCGUGCCCGAGACGGCUGAGGGCAUCGAGCUACAGCUCGCGCUGCGCCCAUGUGGUGACAGAGCGCUUGAUACCAGGGAUUGGUCGGAGUUCCAAAUUCAAUCGGUCAGUUCCGAAAAUAAAUGGACUGAUCACUGCAGGGGUCUUAUCUUGGUCGAGUACGCGUCUGAAGGCGAGCAAGGUGCCAAAACCACGAGACGGACCAUCGAUCAACCACUGGAAGACUCGGCGUACAGAAUUCGGAUCAGCCCACGGGACAUCUACGCCAGUUUAAGUGCAGGAGGAAUUUCCCACGGACCGAUUUUUCAGAACCUCAAAGCCAUUCGCGCCCGAGGCAAGCAGUCGGUCACGUCUUUCACCGUAGCCGAUUCCGAGGCAACCAUGCCGAAACAACAACAGCACCGGCACGUCGUGCAUCCGACAACACUCGAUUCCGUGUUCCAGGCUGCGUAUACCGCUCUUCCGGAUGCAGGUAACACAGUUGGAACUCCGAAGGUGCCCAGGUCGAUUCGCAAGCUCUGGAUCGCCCAUGAUAUCAGCAGUCAGGCCGGCCAUGCGUUCAAAGCUUACACGAACUUGAACCACCUUGAUAACCAGAGCAUGACCACCUCCAUUUCAAGACAACUUGGAAGCGAGCUCUCCGGCAAGGAGGCCCAGCUGUUGAUGGAUCUCCGCCGGGCUUGUCUUUUCUACAUUUGCCAUGCCCUUUCUGAGCUCACAGCAGCUGAUAUCAAGCGUCUCGACUGGUACCAGAAGAAGUUCUACAUCUGGAUGAGACUCCAGGUUGAGCUCGCACGAACGAACGAGCUGGCUCCGGACAGCAGCGACUGGGUCAAAGCUACUCCGAAGGAGCGGGCCAGACUCCUGGAGAAGGUCAGGACUGGCAGCACAAACGGCGAGAUCGUCUGCAAGCUCGGGGCAAGCAUCGUCCCCCUCCUCCGAAACGAGGUCACUGCUCUUGAACUGAUGCUCGAGGACGGUCUGCUUUCCAGGUACUACCUUGAUGGACUGAAGUGGGCUAGAGCGAAUGCGAAGCUUGCCGAGUUGGUGGCACUCUACGCACACAAGAACCCACGGGCUAAGAUGAUCGAAAUCGGCGGCGGGACAGGUGGCGCCACGACGCAAAUUCUGAACGCCCUUGGGAGAAGUGGCUCCCAAAACAUUGGCUCAUACGACUUCACAGACGUGUCUUCGGGCUUCUUCGAGGCGGCGAAGGAGAAGUUCAAGGACUGGAAGGGCCUCAUGCGUUACAGAAAACUCGACAUUGAGCAAGACCCUGCCGCUCAGGGGGCAGGCGAGGAGGAGGACCGCAAGUUCAGUCCGUCGCUGACAAUCCCUAUGUGGGACCGGGUGCUUCACCAAACUGGCUUCCGAGGCGUGGAGACUGAAGUGCACGACUGCGAUGAUGACGAGUUGUACUCGUUCAGCGUGAUGUCCUCGACCGCGGUAUCGGCCCCGCCGAAGUUCGGAUUUGACAUCGCGAUUGUCACGGCGGGACGAUCCAUUCCCGAAUCCUGGAUCGACCAACUGCGGCUGUCCAUUGGCGUCCUCACCUGGACUGUCCCAACCGUGCACACUCUGGAGGAUACACCAGCCGACGAGAACAAAGUCUGCGUUUUUAUUGACGACCCAGAAAAACCCGUCCUGGCCAACGUCAAUCAUGAGCAAUUCGAAGGGCUCAAGGCCAUUUGCACUCGGUCCAAGGGCAUGCUCUGGCUCACCCAUGGUGGCGCUGCGGCUUGCAAAAACCCCCUCGCCAGUUUGGCUGCAGGCUUCCUGAGAUCACUGAGGCAGGAGUACUCUGGAAAGCGUCUGGGAACGCUGGAUCUUGAUCCAUCCCAGUCUUUGUGGUCUUCCGAGUCCAUUCUCUCAAUUACCGACGUGUUUAGGCAUUUCUUCGAUGAAUCCGUGACCGAGAUCACGCGCGACUACGAGUUCGCGGAACGAGAUGGAGUGAUCUAUGUCCCGAGAUACUUCAAGGACUCGGAUCGGAACAAGGCCGUGUUCUCUAAGGCGACGGAGACUCCGACCCCGAAACUAGAGCCGUUCCUGCAGUCAGAUCGCCCACUCCGUCUCACGAUCGGCACGACUGGGCUUCUGGAUACGCUAGCGUUCAAUGACGAUCCUACGGCGGCGGAGCCCCUUCCGGACGACUUCGUCGAGGUGGAACCGAGGGCAUUUGGCGUCAAUUUCCGCGACGUGAUGGUCGCCAUGGGCCAGCUGAAAUCGAAAGUUAUGGGAUACGACUGUGCCGGAAUUAUCAAGCGAGCGAGUGCGGGAGCGGCAGCCAUGGGAUAUCGACCGGGCGACCGCGUCUCGGUUCUGCUGAGAGGACAUUAUGGCAGCAGGACCAGAGUGCACUGGAGCAGUGCGGUGCAUAUCCCCGACGAGAUGACGUUCGAAACCGCCGCAUCGUUGCCAACCCAGUUCGUCACAGCCUAUCUUUCCCUAUACGACAUUGCCAGGCUCCAGCCGGGCGAAUCUGUUCUGAUCCACUCCGCAACCGGUGGCGUGGGCCAGGCGGCAGUCAUGCUGGCACAGCGCGUCGGGGCGGAGGUGUUCGUCACAGUUGGCUCCGAAGAAAAGAAGCGCUUCUUGAUGGAGCGUUACGGGAUCCAGGAGGAUCACAUCUUCUCCAGUCGCAACACAUCCUUUGCUGCGGGAAUCAUGGAGAUGACCCAGGGCAAGGGAGUGGACGUCGUCCUCAACUCGCUGGCGGGCACUCUUUUGCAGGAGAGUUUCAAUUGCCUUGCGCCUUUUGGUCGCUUUGUGGAACUAGGCAAGCGCGAUUUCGAGGUCAACAACAGCCUGGCUAUGGAGGCCUUCACCAGGGCAGUAUCCUUCUCCAGCGUUGAUGUCGUCGCUUUGGGCGAGCGCAAACCAAUCCAGGCCAACAGGAUUCUCAAGCAUGUGGUUAAGCUUGUGGCUGCAAAAGAGAUUGACGCAGUCCACCCUGUCACGGUGUACCCGCUGUCAGACGUCGAAAAGGCCUUCCGCCUCAUGCAGGCCGGCAAGCAUAUGGGCAAGAUUGUCCUCUCGGUCACCCCCGAGACGUUGGUUCCGGUCGUCCCCCGCGCAGCUGGAACCAGGCUGCGUACUGAUGCCUCUUACGUCGUCGUGGGAGGGUUUGGUGGUAUCGGCAGAUCCAUCUGCCACUGGCUGGCAGAACACGGCGCCAAACACUUAGUUGUCAUUUCCAGGAGCGCCAAUUCUGCAGGCAAGAUCGAAAGUCUCCAAGAGGAGCUCAGUGCUUCAGGGAAUAAUACGGAUGUCACGGCCAUUGGCUGUGAUAUCUCGAACAUGGAGGAGCUGAAGAAGGCGCUCGAUGAGCACGCACGGGCGAGGAGACCACCUAUCAAGGGCAUUAUCCACGGAGGCAUGGAACUCAGAGACUCGGUUCUGGAGCACAUGACGCUCGACGAUUAUAAGGGCGCGCUAGCCCCGAAAGUGCAGGGCAGCUGGAAUCUUCACCAGUACUUUUCGGCACCUGACGACCUUGACUUCUACAUCAUGUUGUCGUCGCUCGUUGGUGUUACGGGAUUUGCCAGCCAGUCCAACUACUCGGCCGGCGGUGCUUUCCAAGACGCACUGGCUAGGUAUCGCGUCGAAGGCGGUUUACCAGGCGUGUCUAUCGACCUUGGCAUUGUCAAGUCGGUCGGCUACCUUGCCGACGACGAGCAGGGCAAGACGAUCGAGGCGCUCCAGCGACAUGGUUUCGCGGCCCUCAGUGAACGUGACGUCCUCUCGGCGAUUGGAUCCGCCAUCAAUACCCCCUACGCCGGGUCGCUCGCCCUCGGCAUCAACACCGGACCCACGGGACCCGCGGGACCCGGCGAAGACUCGGCGCUCAAACGGGACCUGCGUUUUGCUGGCCUCGAAUACCAGCAGCCGGCAUGUGAAAACGGUGGGAAAACGGCGGCGGCGUCUGGAGGCGGGUCAUCGCCCAACGACCUGGCCGCCCGGCUCGCCGCGUCAGCCACCCGCGAGGAGGCUGCAGGGCACGUGGUGGAGGGACUUGCACGAAAGCUAACAGACAUCUUCAUGCUGGGGGACGGUGACGUGGUGGCGUCCAAGUCGCUGGCCGACUAUGGGGUCGACUCGCUAGUGGCCGUCGAGCUGCGCAACAUGUUGGCGCUCAAGGCGGGGGCCGACAUGUCGAUCUUUGAGAUCAUGCAGAGCACAAGCCUGGCCGAGCUGGCGGGGGUUGUGGCGGUGAAGAGUCGGUUCGUCGAGUGCGGGUAAGCCGUCGACCAGGGGUAGCCCAGUUGGUUCUCUGGCGUCUGUCGGGGUUAGCAAGGGCUUGAUCGGGGGGUCGACGGAUGGAGAUGCAAGGGAAAUGCGCGCUGGAGACGGGGCGGAAUGUUGUCAGGAAUCUCCACCUCAGCACUUUGUGUGCGGUAAUCCGUGCACGCAUCUUAGGUUGCAUUAUCCGAUGGAUAGUAGUGGGGGGGUUCGUGGUUUACGCGGGAGUUAUCAGUUCCUGUACGGGUCAGAUGCGAGGUGGCGUUUUGUUUUCUUCUCUGAUUGGGUAUCGCCAGGGAGGCAGUCUGCGGUUGGGGCGUUCUUGGAUCUUUUCUGCUGUUGAGAAGAACACUUUGUAUGAAAUCCGUAUACUUUGGUGUGUGUCCGCACAUGCAUACCUGCGUGUAAUCCAAUAAGGAGCUAGUUCGCGGAGUUUUCACACUAUGGAUCUAGCUUGCAUGAGUACCCUGCCUGUUC